GUUGCGUGAUAACUGCUUCGCUAUGGGUAUAGCGCUUAAAACAGACCGCAACGUCAUUCCUCGGGCUCUACCGCUGCCCUUCUUCUCUGGCUGCGUGUCAAUGACCGGGAUCGGCAGUAAAGAGGAAGCGACUUUGGCGUUGCUUGUCACGGAUCCUGGAAUUCUCUCCUCCGCAAUGCGUCCGAGCACUCGGUUCUCCUUCCCGAUCGUACAAGUAGCAGGGGGUUCACCACCGGAACGUCUGUUCACGUUCACGCUGGGAGGCGGAACGCGUCGAAUGGUAUUAGGCGAUCCUUGUGGUCCUUUCUGUUGAACACACCCCUCGACCACGAUGAUAGUGGUGGGUCGGUGCUGGUUGAACAUUACGGUUGCUCGCUUCCCCGGGCCGGCCGCCACCCUCGGUACGGCCUUCGGCGCGUCGGCUGCGAUUGUCUUCCGCCUGUCACCAGUAGGAGUGACGGGGCUGGGAGGCAACAUGGCAGUAGUUUGGGGUCGCGGCGGUCUCCUCGGCGUUGCCGGGAUAGAUGUCGGCGCCGGACAAGCUACGCUCUUCCUGGCGGCAGCUCGAGCGGCCGUAUGGAUGGGUACCGGACUGGGCAGUCUACUCGGACGUUUAGGCGACGGAGUAUCCGGCCGCAGGCUUUUAGGUCCGAUGAAGGACUGGCGUGGCGGGUACUUCACUCCACAUGGGACGGGGGUCACCCUCAUCCCGAUCCUGCUCCGCACUAUCCCAUCAUAGACAAUAUUGUCUGAGGAUGAACCGCUGGACGAGAAGGAGCCGCGCGUCGCCAUGGAGACGCUCUGGUGAAGGGGAGAAGGACCUCGCAGUGCGGGGACGGAUACGACGCGGCGAUCGCUCAAGAAAUGAGGAGACGGGCUCUGAUC
Messenger RNA from Punctularia strigosozonata HHB-11173 SS5, 885 nucleotides. RefSeq lists its product as uncharacterized. The transcript has a single exon. Lineage: Eukaryota; Fungi; Basidiomycota; Agaricomycetes; Corticiales; Punctulariaceae. The record is from RefSeq and is a predicted model, not a curated record. The coding region runs from base 332 to 739 and encodes 135 amino acids.